Molecule: messenger RNA, 2893 nt
Organism: Sciurus carolinensis (gray squirrel)
Lineage: Eukaryota; Metazoa; Chordata; Mammalia; Rodentia; Sciuridae
Gene: Ctso
Product: cathepsin O
Exons: 8
Coding region: 107-1072 (321 amino acids)
Cellular component (GO): lysosome
Molecular function (GO): cysteine-type endopeptidase activity
Source: RefSeq, a predicted model, not a curated record
GCGGCACCGCGCUGGCUCCUCCCGCCGCCCCAACCCGCGGACGGGGAGGAGCCGCGAAAUCGAAAGCAGCGGCCGGGGCGGCAGCGGCUGCGGGGCUCGGCGCGGGAUGGGGCCGCGGGCGCCGCGGUGGCUCUGGAUGCUCAGCUGCUGCUGCCUCCUCGGCCGCGGCGAAGCGGGUCCCCGCGCCAACGCCACGCGCACCUGGCCGCCGAGCCGCGAGCGAGAGGCAGCCGCCUUCCGGGAAAGUCUUAAUAGACACCAAUACUUGAAUUCUUUCUUUCCUCGAGAAAACUCCACUGCCUUCUAUGGAAUAAAUCAGUUUUCUUAUUUGCUUCCUGAAGAGUUUAAAGCCAUUUAUUUAAGAAGUACACCUUCCAGGUUUCCCAGAUACCCAGCAGAAGCGCAGACCCCCAUCCCCAAUGUGUCUUUGCCGCUAAGAUUUGACUGGAGGGACAAGCAUGUUAUAACACAAGUGAGAAACCAGGAGAUGUGUGGAGGAUGUUGGGCCUUCAGCGUGGUGGGCGCAGUGGAAUCGGCUUGUGCCAUCAGAGGGAAGCCUCUGGAAGACCUGAGUGUGCAGCAGGUCAUUGACUGCUCUUACAACAACUACGGCUGUGAAGGGGGCGCUCCUGUGAGUGCUCUGAACUGGCUGAACAAGACACAAGUAAAACUGGUGAGAGAGUCAGAAUACCCGUUCAAAGCCCACAAUGGCCUGUGUCAUUACUUUUCCAGUUCACAUUCUGGAAUUUCAAUCAGAGGUUAUUCUGCAUAUGACUUCAGUGACCAAGAAGAUGAAAUGGCAAAAGCACUUUUCACCUUUGGCCCUUUAAUAGUGAUAGUAGAUGCAGUGAGCUGGCAAGAUUAUCUGGGAGGCAUAAUACAGCAUCAUUGCUCCAGUGGAGAAGCAAAUCAUGCAGUUCUUAUAACUGGGUUUGAUAAAACAGGAGAUACUCCAUAUUGGAUUGUGCGGAACUCAUGGGGAAAUUCAUGGGGUGUAGAUGGCUAUGCCCAUGUAAAAAUGGGAGGUAAUGUUUGUGGUAUUGCAGAUUCCGUUUCUGUUGUAUUUGUGUGACGUAUUGGCAGAAACAGGAGAUGCAAAAAUGAAGAUUUUCAUAUUGAAACGUAGCAUUCUAAGCAUUACCUAACUUCAAGUUUUAGCAGCUACCUACAAAAGCUCUAGGGCCUGGGUAUUGAAACAAAGUUACAGAAUGUCCCCCUCUUCCAAAGUGUGUAGGAGCCCCAGCAUCUCAGCCUUUAGGGGAGCAGAUUGGGGAAGAAGGUCAGAUUAGAAGGAAUUUUAGGUCCCGUCACACCCAAACAAGCUACUAUUUGUUUUGAUUUUCUUGUUGUCUUUUCUAUUUUGCUUUGUUUUGUUUGUUUGUUUGAUUCUUUAUUUCUAAGGAGGUGCUUUGAGUAGGUGAAAUCAAAGAGAAAACGUAAGAAUUUGUUUUUCUUUUUGGGAUAUGGUCACUAGCCUUUGAUUGUCCCUGUCUACAAGAAUGGUCAACCUAAAGUGAGGUGUGCCUGUCACAGUUAUAUCAGCAACCUUUUAAUAUGGAAUAUCAUAAAGACUUGAAAUACCAGCUGCUUUACCUCAUCAAAUGGUGCUUACCUCUUGAACAGGAGAGGGACCACAUGUAAGGAACAGAAGGCAAAUCCUUUCCCAAGAGAAACAAACUGAAAUUCAACGACCGUUAUGGAAGCUAUGUGAUCAGAAUCUUCAAGUAGCAUUGCCUGCCAUGUUGGAAUUUUCUUUGCCUGGAAAUCCUCAUUGUUGACAGAAAUUCAAGAGAUUUAACUUCUUACUUUCUUCUGCCUAUAUUAGAGAACAAAGUAUUUUCCCAUAUGUUCACUCUUUCCUAAUCUACUGCAUAAUUCCCAAAUUUUUCUGGUGGUUUAGUGCACCCGACUUUAGAAAUGAUCCUUGUUGUUUACCUUCCUUUUCUAUUUCCUAAUCACUUGGCUCUCCUCCACGUCUCUUUCUUCCAUCUCUUUCUUCCACCCAUGAUUCUGGGCACCACACCUCUCAGAGUCCCAUCUCCUAGCUUCCCAGGCUCUCUGGCUUCCAGUUUUUGCUUUAGUUUUCCUGAUCUCCCAUCCCAACUGCUUCUUUGUGCUUCCCUUUGGCAUUCAUUUGGCUUCUGGAUCUUAAUGCCCAUGAUCAUUCUGGUGUCAUUAAUUGCAUAAGUGAAUUCAGGUGCUAUGCCACUAAUGGGUCAUGAUGAACUUGUGUCCUCAGCAGUGAUUGAUAAAUCUGUGUGCACAGAAGGGACUCUGUGCAGCUCCUACUCUGCAGCCAGGAAACGAGCAACUUCUUGUGCAGCAGUGUUAAGAACCUCGUAAUAAAAGAGCUGAUCUUCUGAUUGAAUUUUAAGUAGAAAUGUGUUUUGAACGUCACUGUAAUAAAUCUUAUCAAAUAAUACACUUGUAACCAUUUCUUCUCUAAAAUUCAUGAUUGCUUUUUAUUGCAGAAGAUGCUGACAAAAAUAGAAAUUUGAAGGCAGCAAUCACCACUAAAAAAAUUCUAGGACAUCUCAUUUUUCCUCAUUUUUGGCCUUUAUCUUUCUCCUUUAUUAGAAAAAAAAAAAAAAAAGCUAUUUCUUUUUUUCUUACAUGAACCAGAAGCAAUCUCAAAAGAAUAUUGUGGACUUGUUUAGAGAUAUGCCAGAAGGAAAAAUAUUUAUAUUUCAAUUGAUAAGUAUUCUAAUGAUUCAAGUAAGUCAGGAAGGAAUUAAGUUUUUUCUGUUCUAUUUUGUGUUAGGUUAGUAUAUGACAUAAAUGGUUUGCUAAUAUUUGCUAAUACUCUUUUUCAAAUGCUAAGGAAUUUUUACAAUUUCAAAAUAACUAAUACUUCUCAGCUGUUCUGGACUUUGAUUACAUUUAUAAUAAAACA